Messenger RNA from Nicotiana tabacum (common tobacco), 2668 nucleotides. Its product is annotated as putative zinc transporter At3g08650. Gene Ontology annotation, biological process: zinc ion transmembrane transport. Gene Ontology annotation, molecular function: zinc ion transmembrane transporter activity. NCBI's taxonomy places the organism in Eukaryota, Viridiplantae, Streptophyta, Magnoliopsida, Solanales, Solanaceae. The record is from RefSeq and is a predicted model, not a curated record. Gene Ontology annotation, cellular component: membrane.
CCAUGGACGGAACGUUGUAUUUUGUCAAAUACCUAAAGAAAAUAGAAUGCCCAUAUUCUGUUUAUGGUAAAUUGUUAGUCAACUGAUCAGAAUUCAGAAUUCAGAAUUCAGAUCCCUUAUCUAUCAGGCAAAUACACAAAAUUACACAAAUUAUACUUACCAUAUUAGAAAAGAUCGGUCCUUUUUCUCCUUUGUUCACGUUUUCUUAAUUUGAAGUCAGUUCAAUAAUUCUUGUCACAAACCCUAAAUUCUUGACACUUGCUGAUUGCAAUUCAACUAUCUGUUGGUCCUGAUCCUUCAAAUAGCGCAGAAGGGACCAGUUAGAACCUUGACAACAUUACCAGGAAUGGUAUUUUUUAGAUUGAUCGGGAAUUCAGUAUGCAAUGGCUUCUGAUAGUGGAAGAAGCUUACCACAAAGAGAGUUGUUCCAAAGGGAGUUUCUGGUGAAGGCUGCAGCCAUCUAUGAUGAUGACUUUCCAAUGACCCUCUUGAUGAUUAUACUAGUUUUGAGGAAUUUCAGUGCUAGAAUUAUUUGUUGAUGUAAUCAUGAUGAUGGGGUCGAGAUUUGGGCAACUUCUUUUAUUCUUUCUGUUUGUAUCAGCUUUGAUUUUUUAUGUCACAGAUGCAUUUGAAGAAGUGAGCGUACAAAGGGUAAUAACCGCUCCUUUAAGGAAUGCCCGAACCAAUAUAAUUGAUGGUUCUGGUAAAGAAUAUGAUGUAGAUUCUGUCAGUGUAGAUGGAAAAGGUGAAUGGACUGGUGAUAACACCAGAGUUUCUGUUUCAACUGUUGCAUUGUUCACCUUGGCAAUGGCUGCGGCUAGUGGUCUGGGAGCAAUACCAUUUUUCUUUGUGGAGUUGGAUCCUCAGUGGUCGGGAAUAUGCAAUGGAAUGGCUGCUGGAGUGAUGUUGGCAGCGAGCUUUGACCUUAUACAGGAAGGACAGGAUCAUGGAAGUGGUGGAUGGGUUGUAUUUGGUAUUUUGGCUGGUGGGAUCUUCAUUCUGCUUUGUAAGAAGUUUCUUGAACAAUAUGGUGAAGUGAGUAUGCUGGACAUUAAGGGAGCAGAUGCAGCAAAAGUCAUCCUUGUUGUUGGGAUUAUGACCCUUCACUCAUUUGGGGAGGGUGCUGGUGUUGGAGUAUCCUUUGCUGGCUCGAAAGGUCUUUCUCAGGGUAUCUUGGUAACUCUGGCUAUUGCCGUGCACAACAUACCCGAGGGUUUAGCUGUGAGCAUGGUUCUUGCAUCAAGAGGAGUUUCUCCGCAGAAUGCCAUGCUAUGGAGUAUAUUAACUUCCUUACCGCAGCCUAUUGUUGCAGUACCAUCAUUUAUCUGUGCCGAUGCAUUUAACAAAUUUCUACCAUUUGCUACUGGCUUUGCUGCUGGGUGUAUGAUUUGGAUAGUUGUUGCUGAGGUUCUUCCUGAUGGUUUCAAGGAAGCCUCACCAUCUCAUGUUGCAUCAGCUGCUACUCUUUCAGUAGCAUUUAUGGAAGCUCUUAGUGCUCUGUUCCAGAGUUUCGGCCACAACUACAAUUCGGAGGAUGCUUCUGCUUUCCUUGUUUCUCUACUUUUCGGACUUGGUCCACUGCUUGGUGGUGUAUCUCUUGUUGCAUUUGCUCUUGCUUUUCGUCUUCAGCAUGCUCUCCUGACUGGUGUAGCCUGCGGCACAGCCUUCAUCCUCGGUGCAUGGCGUCCAUUGCAGCUAGUCUUAUCUUCAAAGAUGGGGUUUAUCCCCCUUGUAUCGCUCCUCGCAACAGGAUUCUCAUUUUCCCAUUUUUCAACGGCUAGUGUCACUAAAAUUGGAAGUCGCAAGAGGACUUCAGCAGAUACUUUAUCUACUGUAACCGGAUUUCCAGUUAGUGCUCUCACCCUUCAGUCAAUCCUGUGUUGUGCUGCAGUUGCCCUCCAUGCACUUUCAGAGGGGCUUGCUUUGGGGGUCGCUGCACCUAAAGCUUAUGGACUUGGUCGGCACAUGGUUCUUCCUGUCUCACUUCACGGACUGCCACGUGGUGCAGCUGUUGCUAGCUGCAUUUACGGAGCAACUGACAGCUGGCAUGCGUCCCUUUUAGCUGCUGCGCUUAUUGGCUUCAUAAGUCCGUCAUCUGCAAUCGGAGCAAUACUUGCAGGUAUUGACUACAGUGGUCUGGACCACAUCAUGAUGUUUGCCUGUGGGGGAUUACUUCCAUGUUUUGGGAGCAUUUUUAAGAGGGCAAUGAGUCUCGAAAAGCAGAAGAGUAUUACGGGACUGAUAAUAGGCAUUUUGUUUACGAGUAUUUGUCUAGCAUUUACUAAGUUGGUUUGUUUGCAUACACCUUACUGCAACUCUGCACCAGAAGCUGUUAGGUGAUGAAGUUGCAUAAAUGAUAACGUUUUGGAUAUAUUGACCUCAAAGUUAACUCAGUUUGCACCCAGCCUUGUGCGCUUCAAACUCACUGAAAGCUGGUUGUGUAGAUUUUUCUCGACAAAGGAGCUAUACAGCAGUACAGGAAGUUCAUCAGGGGAGAGAUGGGAUUGUCUAUUGUAUAUUAGUUUAGCCUUUAUUUCUUUGGAAGUGAAAGCCUUUUAGCGAUAAUCUUGAACGAUAUCCAGAAGUAUAUUCAUGACGAAUGAAAGAUAUUUUAUGCAUAUUCUGUAUUUAAGUAUAAUUCUGUAGAAUGGCAUGUUUGCGCUUUCAA